Molecule: messenger RNA, 3192 nt
Organism: Lytechinus variegatus (green sea urchin)
Lineage: Eukaryota; Metazoa; Echinodermata; Echinoidea; Temnopleuroida; Toxopneustidae
Exons: 9
Coding region: 222-2096 (624 amino acids)
Biological process (GO): smoothened signaling pathway
Cellular component (GO): ciliary basal body; centriole
Source: RefSeq, a predicted model, not a curated record
AAAUUUUGUAGCGGUCUAAAUUGAUUUCUAAAGACGAACAAAUAAACAAUUAUCUCAUGCAUUACCUACAAACUAUGUGAUGUCUUCCGACCCUGCAUGGCCAUAGAGAUUGCUCCAGAGUUAGAUAAAGGUAUUAUGGAAAGUACUUGGAUUGUAAUUAGUGAGGAUCUCCAAUUGUAACAGCCUCUAAGGAUCAUAAUUCAACUGCACUGACAUCCUCAAUGGAAAGUCCAAGCAAUAUCAGCGCCAAUACAUCCAGCAGUUCUUCUGCUAGUGAAGUCUUGAGAAGGUCCACUGCACCUCAUGGGUCACAAUCUGAACAUGGAAAACACAACUCUUCAGAUAUCUCCUCUGCCAACUCCAGCAUAUCAAGUUCUGGUUCUACUAGAGUUCGCAUCAAAGCAAAGUAUUUGAAAGAAAGAAAGUCUCCAUUUGAGACAGAUGGCCCCUUUAGCACCCCAUACCUGCCACCAGCCCUGCCUGGGAACUUGCCAGAAGGAUAUAAUGUCCAGAGGGAUGUUAGUGAUGUACAGAGGCACAACACUGUGACACCAGCCAAAGGUGACAAUGUUUUGGCUGAUCAAGUCACAAGUUCUAGAAAGGGUGACAGCCAAGAUGCACAGGGUUCAUAUGCUGUAUCUACAAAUAGUAUGAGUGGUGACAUUUCUAACAUCCCAAGGGCUUCCAUGUCAAACAGUCAGCACAGUCAUGGUGAUCAUGAUCGGUCCUCAAUCAGUAGUAGCAGAGCAGUACCAGAAGUGAAACAGCUACCUGCGUGUACAUCCUCAGCAAUGAACAAAGAAAAUGCACAUAAAAAGGGCCCUGGUAUCCUGAAGCAAGGAGCUCCUACCAGCAGUGAUGCUCCACUUCAUAGUGCAACCUUUGGACACCCGAUGGAUGUUAGGAUCACUCAGUUCACAAAAGGUCAACGCCAACAUGUCAUGAGAGAUCAGCUCCUUAAAAGAUCUGACAGCUCAAAGCCCAUAAAGCGUUAUUAUCAGCCAAAACUGAUACCAAAUGGUAGAGCAUCAGCAACAAAACCGGAAGAACCUCGUGCAUCUCCAUCUGAUGCGGGUACCAUGGCAACAGCCACUGCUGCAGCAGCUGCUGCCGUGGCAGCUACAGUCCCCCUUCUGAAGACUCAGAGUGAUUUGGAGUCCAAGAUGAACAAUAUAAUGGAGAAACUGUCCAUCCUAGAACAUGUGGGCCACAGCACUCCUCCCCCACUCCCCUGGGUAUAUCCUAUGGGUCCGGGGUGGGGUGGUGGAGGCUAUGAUGCCCGACAUGACUUGGGAGAGAUGACACAACGUAGGUUAGGAGAGCUUGAAGAAUUGCAGAGAAAACAACAAGAAAUGCAGUCGGAAUUAAGAGCAUUAUCCCAGAGAAAUGCAGAUGGAAGCAGUGAGACAGCCAAUGGAAUAUCACACCAUCAAGGGGUACAUACCUUCUCUGACCAUCUAACUUCAUCUGGUACCACUGCCAGUCACAUUAGGUCUCAGGAGUCAAAACAUGACAAAGAAGUUCUCCAUAAAAGGGAGGAUGGGAAACCAGAACUUGGACAGUCAGGCACAGAUCCAACUCCCUCUUCAGGGUCACCAACAUUGAAAAAUCACCUUGACAAGACUGAACAGUUAAGCACAAAUCUAAAGACUUUACCACAGUCAUCAAGAACUAAGGCUACGCUUGACAAGUUGUCUGGUGGAGAGCCUCCCCAGCCUCCGGUGAAACAGGUCAAGUACACUCCAGUGGUGACUUUACAUCGUCUCCCUCACGGUGAAGCAUCCAGGGACAGUCAUAAGCAGAUGGGCCAUCAGGGAGGUGUAAGGGAACACCAUGGUACCCAGACAUCACCGUUAGAGACCCCUGCACCAAGAAGGCACGCACCUCGACCACACUCGAAGGAGAUGAGGUCAACUGGAUUGUCACACCUGGGAAGGGGUUUGCUUGAGGAAAUCUUAUCUAGUCAUGAUGAGGAUGAAAGGAGUAGGGACCUAAGGCAACAAACCAAUCAUCUUUCUUCACUGAAUGUCAACUCAUCAAAUGCAAGGUAUGUCAGGACUUGUGUGUGUGUGUGUGUGUAUCUGUGUCUGUGUUAGUAUGUGUGGUUAAUGUAGGGCUGUGGUUUGUGGAGAUAUAUUGGAGCCAGUCUAUCAAAGAGUUCCAAUAGAUGAAAAUCAAUUUCAACUGAGUUUGGUCUCAAAUUAUGUAAUUAAGUUCAAACUCAAACUGAGAUUGAUAGUAAAUUUGAUAAUUAAAAGAGAAGAGGCAACGUCAUUCUUGGUUUGAGUUUGAUAUUACUCUAUUGUAACUCCUUUAAAGAUGAAGCCCCAAACCAAAAAGUGAUUCAAUGUUUUGUGAAGAAAAACCCCUAAAUAACUUGGGCCAUUGAUAUGGCAAUUCUUUACAUGCACUGCCCAUUUUAAACAGAAGUGAGAAUACUGACUUAUAGAUAUAAAUAUUUCUUGCAUAAGUGUUUGUCAUAUUGGAGGAUUCUUUGAACAAACAUACUGUAUUGUACUCUAGAUAAUUGCUUUUGUUUUCGGUUUGCUUUCUCAUCGAUGUGAUUGAGUGGAUCAAUGCAUAUGACAUCACAAAACAUGCAAACAGAGUUGUAGGAGAUGUGCCAGCUGCAGUUCACCAAUGCAAAUUGGUGCAAAGCAAUGGCUUCAUACUCUUAGAUGGUGUUUCAAUGACGUCAAUGCAUAUAGACUGUUGCAACUCUUUGUUAGAUGGGGUCCUGGUAUUGUGUGUGGUAACUGUGAAGCGAUGAGUCUCAUUAGAAUUAUUGUAAUUGAGUGAUCAUUUUUGCGAAAAAGUUCCUGUCUACAGGAAUGUAAGACAUUCUGGUACACUUUGAUAUUUACUUCAGUUUAGAAACAAAAUGGCAUGAAAGAUAUUGCUUGGUUUUAGGAAAGUGAAGGAAAGGUUACGAUGAGAGAGAAUAGAGAGAGAAGUAGGCGAUUAAUUCAUGCUUUGUAGAUGCAUGCAUUGUAGGUCCAUGGACAUUGUACCGAGAAUUGCUCUGUGUAUGAUGGUGUCCGAUGCCUCUUUCAAACUCAGACUUACCAAAGUGUUAUGUAGAUUAAUAGUAUGGCAAUGUUGAUGAGGAUAGGGGAUGAAUUUGUUCUCAUUUUGAAAUUGAAUGAUGACUGGAAGAAGAACAGUACAUGAACUUUAUUUUGAUAGCCGGCU